AUGGAGCCUUACUUCAUUCCAUUCUCAACUGGUGCACGAGGCUGCUUGGGACGCAACAUCUCAUACCUAGAGCAAAUGGUCGUUCUUGCUACUAUUGUGCAUCGCUAUGAAUUUGCGCUGCCUUCUCCCGAGUUCCAGCUCAUACGCCAAGAAGAUUUUGACCUCCUGGUUGGGGAGCUGCCACUUAAGAUCUGGCGCCGUGAGCUUUCUGUUGAUACUGUCCAACCUUAA
This is a messenger RNA of Penicillium cataractarum, 231 nucleotides long. RefSeq lists its product as uncharacterized. Gene Ontology annotation, molecular function: iron ion binding; heme binding; oxidoreductase activity, acting on paired donors, with incorporation or reduction of molecular oxygen. NCBI's taxonomy places the organism in Eukaryota, Fungi, Ascomycota, Eurotiomycetes, Eurotiales, Aspergillaceae. The coding region runs from base 1 to 231 and encodes 76 amino acids. The transcript has a single exon. The record is from RefSeq and is a predicted model, not a curated record.